This is a messenger RNA of Olea europaea var. sylvestris, 1581 nucleotides long. RefSeq names its product ammonium transporter 1 member 1-like. The record is from RefSeq and is a predicted model, not a curated record. NCBI's taxonomy places the organism in Eukaryota, Viridiplantae, Streptophyta, Magnoliopsida, Lamiales, Oleaceae. The coding region runs from base 47 to 1492 and encodes 481 amino acids. The transcript has a single exon. Gene Ontology annotation, molecular function: ammonium channel activity. Gene Ontology annotation, biological process: ammonium transmembrane transport; ammonium homeostasis. Gene Ontology annotation, cellular component: membrane.
UCUCUCUUUCUACUCUGAAACCUCCGUAGUUUCUCUAUAGCCAGCCAUGGCGUCCCUGAACUGCUCAGCCGGCCAGCUAGCUCCCCUUUUCGGCGCCAACACCACAAAUGCGACCGCUGCUGCGGAGUACAUUUGCAGCCAGUUCUCCGCCGUGUCCAACAAGUUCACUGAUACCGCCUACGCCGUGGACUCCACGUACCUCCUCUUCUCUGCCUAUCUCGUUUUCUCUAUGCAGCUCGGCUUCGCCAUGCUCUGCGCUGGCUCAGUCCGAGCCAAGAACACUAUGAAUAUAAUGCUUACCAACGUUCUCGACGCUGCCGCCGGAGGUUUAUUCUACUAUGUCUUUGGCUUCGCCUUUGCCUUCGGCUCGCCCUCCAACGGCUUCAUUGGCAGCCACUUCUUCGGCCUCAAGGAAAUCCCAUCUUCACUGUUUGAUUACAGUUAUUUUCUUUACCAGUGGGCUUUUGCUAUAGCCGCCGCCGGCAUUACAAGCGGCUCUAUAGCCGAGCGAACCCAAUUUGUUGCUUAUUUAAUUUACUCUUCUUUCCUCACUGGAUUUGUAUACCCCGUAGUCUCUCACUGGUUCUGGUCAUCAGAUGGUUGGGCCAGUGCAAACAAAACAGAAAAUCUGCUAUUUGGAUCCGGAGUCAUCGAUUUUGCCGGGUCGGGUGUUGUUCAUAUGGUUGGUGGGAUCGCCGGUUUUUAUGGUGCGUUGAUUGAAGGUCCGAGAAUCGGGCGGUUCGACCACAACGGCGCCGCCGUGGCUUUGCGCGGCCAUAAUGCGUCCCUGGUGGUGUUAGGGACUUUCCUUUUAUGGUUCGGGUGGUACGGCUUCAAUCCCGGAUCCUUCGCCAAGAUUCUUAACCCAUAUACCAGCGGGAAUUACUACGGACAAUGGAGCGCCGUGGGACGCACGGCGGUCACCACCACCUUGUCCGGCUGCACAGCAGCACUGACCACCCUUUUUGGCAAACGAAUUUUAUCUGGUCACUGGAACGUGACGGAUGUUUGUAAUGGACUGUUAGGUGGUUUUGCAGCGAUCACUGCCGGAUGCUCGGUGGUGGAGCCGUGGUCAGCGGUGAUAUGCGGGUUCGUGGCGGCAUUGGUGCUUAUAGGGUGUAACAUAGUGGCGGAGAAGGUAAAAUACGAUGAUCCACUAGAGGCGGCGCAGCUGCAUGGAGGUUGUGGUGCUUGGGGUGUCAUUUUCACUGCAUUAUUUGCGACUGAGAAAUUCGUGAAUGAGGUGUACCCGGGAAGACCAGGUCGGCCAUACGGGUUGUUCAUGGGCGGGGGUUGGAGGCUUUUAGCUGCGAAUAUGGUUCAGAUUGCUGUAGUAAUCGGGUGGGUCAGUGUGACUAUGGGUCCUCUGUUCUUUGUUAUGCACAAACUCAAGCUUCUUCGGAUCUCUCACGACGACGAGUUGGCAGGUAUGGAUCUGACCCGGCAUGGUGGAUUUGCAUACACUGACGAUUCAUUGAAGCAGGGAAUUUAGCUAGAAUAGAAGCAAUUACAAUUUCGAAUUAGGCAUUCAUUGUUUAAUUAAGUUGAUUGAAAAAAAUGUACGUAGAUGAUGUCCCUAAA